AUGCCGCCAUUAGUGCAGCCAGCCAGCAGCCCGCCAGCAGCCCGCCAGCAGCCCGCCAGCAGCCCGCCAGCAGCCCGCCAGCAGCCCCCAGCCAGCAGCCCGAGACGGUCAGCAGCCAGCAGCAGCCAGCAGCAGCCAGCAGCAGGGACCACGCAGCGGCCGCCAUGGGAUUCUGCGAAUGCCAUGCCUGCUGCUGUCAUGGCCUGGCCUGGCCUGCUUGUUCUUCCGCGUGGGACCGAUGCACGCUCAACCAGCGCCCCCUCGCCGUGUGCUCGCAGCCAUGCACAUGGUGGUGCCCUCGCAGCUCCUCCGCCGCGGCCCACAAAGGCCAAUUGGGCGGCCUCGCAUGCCCGUCGCCCAUGCCGCCAGCGUGGAGAGGCUGGUGCUGAGGCUGAGGCUGAGGCUGAGGCUGAGGCUGCCGCCUUGCCCCACACGGCCUAG
Messenger RNA from Bipolaris maydis ATCC 48331, 441 nucleotides. RefSeq lists its product as uncharacterized. The record is from RefSeq and is a predicted model, not a curated record. Lineage: Eukaryota; Fungi; Ascomycota; Dothideomycetes; Pleosporales; Pleosporaceae.